Heteronotia binoei (common prickly gecko) is the source of this 1100-nucleotide messenger RNA. RefSeq names its product NHL repeat containing 4 (gene NHLRC4). Gene Ontology annotation, biological process: protein polyubiquitination; proteasome-mediated ubiquitin-dependent protein catabolic process; negative regulation of translation. The coding region runs from base 15 to 1100 and encodes 361 amino acids. The record is from RefSeq and is a predicted model, not a curated record. Gene Ontology annotation, molecular function: ubiquitin protein ligase activity; protein binding; translation repressor activity. Lineage: Eukaryota; Metazoa; Chordata; Lepidosauria; Squamata; Gekkonidae. The transcript has a single exon.
ACAGAGAGGAAGAAAUGGAUUACACCUUGGAGGACACGCAACGCAAGGAGAAGCUCCUGAGAACGGUUUACGCCCUCCAAGUGAAGUCUGAUGCCACUUUUCAGAAGGCCAGCCCACUACUGAACAACCACCGUGGCAUGGGGCUGGUGACAGAGCGUCAAGUUCAUGAGCUGGCCGAGAAAGCCAAGGUCAUUUGCCAUGACCUGGACAAUAUCCGAAACCACCUCUUCUACCGGCAGGACGACCUGGUCCAACAGAUCCCAAACCCCAGCGGCAGGCACUACAGGGGUGUCAGCGGAAUCCAUUGCGCAUUGGACGGAUCUAUUUACGUGACCUGCGAGGGCGCCCCCAGGGUCCACGUCUUCAAUCGCUCAGGCCAAGUAGUUCAGUCUCUGCCUUGCGUGGAAGGGAAGAAGAAGACCUUUCUGCCCGAGGACGUGACCCUCACCAGGGCGGGGAUGGCGGCCGUCACUGACAUGGUGAAUGGGACCGUCCGCGUUUUCAACCAUCACUCCAAGUUCUCCAAGGGUGAAUGGGUCAAAAUCGGCCAGUUUUCUUCCCCCCGGGGAAUCGGAGUGGACGCUUCCGGCAAGUUACUGGUGACAGACUACACCGAAGGCAAAGUCCAUAGCUUUGCUUUGGACCACGCUUUCAAGGUGCAGAGCCCUCACUCUGUAUCCGACCUGUGCGGGCCCCGUUAUGUGUGCACGGCCCCGGAAGGGGGGAUUGUGGUGAGCGAAGAGUGUGGCGACGUCAAACUGUUCAGCCAUAGCCACAAACUCCUCUUUUCCAUCGGGGACAAAUUCAGCCAUACCUUUGGCAAUCCGGCAGGAGUGUGUGCCGACAGAGAGGGCAACGUCAUUGUGGCUGACGAACAACGCCGGAAAAUCCACUUGUUCCCCCGAAGCGGAUCUCCUAUUUGCUUGGUGUCGAAAGGUCUUCAGAGGCCGACGGGAAUAGCUUGUUCCACGCAGGGGUUGUUGUAUGUCGCUGACUCUGGAGACGAUAAUAUCAAAGUCUUUAAGUACCGGGUGAGACCCCCUUUCAAUGCAGACAUUCUUUCUGCAUCCACAGAAGGCCCAAACCUAACUCCCAGAUAA